Corylus avellana is the source of this 1552-nucleotide messenger RNA. The record is from RefSeq and is a predicted model, not a curated record. NCBI's taxonomy places the organism in Eukaryota, Viridiplantae, Streptophyta, Magnoliopsida, Fagales, Betulaceae.
AUUAGUGCCAUUAGUUGGUGAUAGAUCCCCACAAGCUUCACCAUGUCUUCCGGAAGGAGCUUUGCAGUUAUUUGGUCAUUUCACUCAAAUGGGAAUGAAUUACAAAUUGGUACUUACUUGCGGAAAUGAAUAAAUAAACUUACUUACCUUUAGAUACUGGCAUUGCUCAUUAAUUGAUUUUCUCUUACCAAACACUACAUUUCCAUGUAUAGUGACCAAUUCUUAUCAAACAGGACAGAGCCCUUCAAGUAAUGAUCUACUAUUAUUUGAUUUUGAUACUGAACUCCAUGCAAUCAAUGAUGGAAUGAACACCGAAAAUCAUACGAAGAAACGAGAGAAGAAGGAUGCUGAGUUACCACUAUUUAGUUAUAAGAGUGUAUUAGCUGCAACAAAUAAUUUCUCAGCUAUGAAUAAACUUGGAGAAGGAGGUUUUGGACCUGUCUACAAGGGAAAAUUACUUAGAGGACAAGAAAUUGCAGUGAAGAUGCUUUCAAAAAGAUCUGGACAGGGAAUUGAGGAGUUCAGAAAUGAGACAAUACUAAUUGCAAAACUCCAGCAUAAAAAUCUUGUCAGACUCUUGGGUUGUUGUAUCGAGCGAGAUGAAAAGAUAUUAAUAUAUGAGUACAUGCCCAAUAAAAGUUUGGACUACUACCUUUUUAAUCCAACCAAGAAAGAAAUGUUAGGUUGGGAGGCACGCAUACGCAUUAUUGAAGGGAUCGCUCAAGGGCUUCUUUAUCUUCAUCAAUAUUCAAGGUUACGAAUCAUACAUAGAGAUCUAAAACCAAGUAACAUUCUCUUGGAUGGUGAAAUGAAUCCAAAAAUAUCAGAUUUUGGCUUGGCUCGAAUAGUUGGAGGCAAUGAAACACAGGCAAACACAAACCGAGUUGUUGGAACUUAUGGCUAUAUGUCUCCCGAAUAUGCAAUGGAUGGUUUGUACUCAAUAAAGUCUGAUGUGUUUAGCUUUGGAGUAUUGGUGUUAGAGAUUGUGAGCGGCAGGAAGAACACUAGCUUCUAUAACAACGAGUCACUCAAUCUUCUUAGAUAUGCUUGGGAGUUGUGGAGAGAUGAUCGAAGUUUGGACUUGAUGGAACCAACAAUAGGAUAUGCUUCUUUCACUUCUAUUCUGUUGAGGUUCAUUAACAUUGGCCUUCUUUGUGUCCAAGAAAGCCCAACUGAUCGACCUACCAUGUCUGAUGUAAUCUUAAUGAUUAGCAAUGAACAUGCACCUCUACCUACACCUAAGCGACCAGCGAUUUUCACAGGAAGAAAUAUAAUGGACACAAAUUCAAUAGUUGACAGUGCAGGAAAUUGCUCCAAAAAUAGUGUAACUAUUUCAGCAAUGGAAGCCCGAUGAUUGAUUCCUAUGUGAAAGAAAUGAAAUGUUGGAGAAGCAAUCUUUUCAUCCUAAUUUGUAUGCAUGUUGAUAUGCUACAUAAUUGUCACUAAAUGUUGUCUUAGUUCACUCAUUUUAGUUUUGUUGCCAAUGAUACUAUAGAUAAAAAUGUUUUGUGUUUUUUUGUUUUUUUGAAGGGCUAUAGAUAUAAAUGUUGCC